This is a messenger RNA of Vicia villosa (hairy vetch), 834 nucleotides long. RefSeq lists its product as uncharacterized. The coding region runs from base 1 to 834 and encodes 277 amino acids. The transcript is spliced from 3 exons. NCBI's taxonomy places the organism in Eukaryota, Viridiplantae, Streptophyta, Magnoliopsida, Fabales, Fabaceae. The record is from RefSeq and is a predicted model, not a curated record.
AUGGACAGGAAAAGUCGUAAGGAUAGAUACCCCGACCUGUAUAGGCUAUCUACUGAGAAGGACGUUUCUGUUAGGGAGGCAAUUAAGAGCGAAGGCGGUGGAUCAGUUUGGAAUGGGAAAUGGGAUAGUUUGUUAGAGGGGAAAAACGUUAGGUAUGAGGAAGAAAUUAGAGAUAAGGUCCAGGGUAUCUCUUUGAGGGAUGGUACUAAAGACAAGUGGAGGUGGCAUAAGAACGUAUACUCAGUUAAAGAAGCCUAUUCGGUGAUCAUGGAAAGGAGAGUUACCCAAAUAGUAGUAAACAGGGAGUUAGCGGUUGUUUGGAAUAGACUUGUUCCGCAUAAAGUGUCGGUGUUGAUUUGGAGAAUAUGGCAAAACAAAAUUCCAAGUAGAGAGAAUUUAGUCAAAAGGGGAAUCUUACCACAAUCUCACGUAACAUGUCCGUAUGGCUUCUUAUGCGAGGAAAAUGUUGCGCAUGUUUUCUUCGAGUGUCCGGAAGUGCUAACCGUAUGGAGCGAGGUGUAUCAAUGGUUAGGUUUUUUAUAUGUUUCUCACAAUUCCGCUGUGCAGAAUUUUGUCCAAGGAAUGAUAAAGUUUUCAAAACUAGAGAACAAUGCAACACAAAUGGAGUGGAAGCAAUUCAGUUAUUGUGUUGAAUUGGAUAAAGUCGAAGGUCAAAGUUGGUGGUUGUAUGAUGACAUGCUUUUAGUACUGGUAGAAUUCUGGAUGCAACCAGGUUGGUUAAAGGUGGUUAUUCAGUUUGGCACAGGUGAUUUUUCUCAUGCUUUUGGAGGCGGAAUCGCGGGAAUAUCGACUAAUUUUAUGGUGGUUGUUUGA